AUGGCUGAAAGUAUUGUCACGUUUUUUCUAGAGAAGUUAACUGACCUGCUUUCCCAGGAAGCAUUUCUACUCAGCAGAGUAGAAGAGCAGGUGAAGCUGUUGAGUAACGAGCUCGAAUGGAUGCGCCUUUUUCUCAAAGACGCGGAUGCGAAGCGCAGAUAUGAUCCAAGAAUCAAGCUCUGGGUGAGUCAGAUCAGGGACGUAACCUAUGACGCCGAAGAUGUCAUCGACAGGUUCAUGUUCGAGAUGAAUCACCAACAGCAAGGAAGUCUCAAAUGCCUCAAGUUCCUUAAGUUACGAUUUGUUCACAAGCUCGAGUCUCGAAUCAGAGAGAUCAAUAUCAAGAUUGAGAAGAUCAUGGCUAACAAAUCAAGGUACGGUGUCGAAACCUUACCAGCUGCAAGCUCGUCCAACGAAGUUGUGCCACAUAAAGAGAGGAGGGCUCCGAUUGUGGAAGAAGUAAACGUGGUGGGAAUUCAAGAGGAUGCAAAAAGCGUUAAGCAAAAUCUGCUUAAUGGAGAGAUGCGGAGAGCUGUGGUGUCCAUCGUGGGCAUGGGUGGCUUGGGAAAGACUACCCUGGCUAAGAAAGUCUAUAAUGAUAAUGAUGUCCGGCAAUGCUUUGAUUGUCAUGCUUGGAUUUAUGUCUCUCAAGAGUAUACAAUCAGGGAGCUUUUGCUAGGCGUUGCUGUUUGUGUUAGGAUUCUCUCCGAAGAGGAAAGGAGUAAAAUGAACGAGAGCGAUUUGGGGAAUAGUCUUCGUGAUUACCUGACUACCAGGAAGUACUUGAUAGUUAUGGAUGAUAUGUGGAGAAAUGAAGCUUGGGAUAGGUUGGGCUUGUAUUUUCCUGACUCGGUGAAUGGCAGCAGAGUGUUGAUCACCUCACGCAAUAAAGAGAUUGGUCUUUAUGCUGAUCCACAAACCAUUCCCCAUGAACUUUCUUUUCUGACUGAAGAAGAGAGUUGGGAGCUCUUUCUCAAGAAAAUUUUUCUGGCUGGGAGUGCAAAUGCUGUUUGCCCAGAGAAUUGGAAGAAAGACUCAGAAAUCAGGACAGAUAAGUUGAUCCGCUUGUGGGUUGCAGAAGGGUUUAUACAAAGAAGAGGAGAAGAAAUAGCGGAAGACGUCACGGAAGAUCACUUACAGGAAUUGGUACAUAGAAGCAUGAUUCAAGUGGCUGCCAGGAGUUUCGAUGGAAGAGUGAUGUCCUGUCGCAUGCACGAUCUGCUUCGAGACCUUGCCAUUUCUGAGGCCAAAGAUACAAAUUUUUUUGAGGGAUAUGAAAGCAUUGAUUCUACAUCCCCUGAGAGAAUUUUAACCAUGCCGCACCUCAUGCCUUUCUCAGACCACACUUACCUUUACCAUCUAAGUUUAAGAGGAAGGCUCGAAAGGUUCCCUGAUGAAAUUGAAUUCUACCCUCCAAACCUCGUCUCCUUGGAAUUGGAAUGUUGGAAUAUAGAGCAAGACCCAAUGGUGACCCUAGAGAAGCUGCCAAACUUGAGAUUUCUCAGAUUAUUCCAUUGUUCCUCUAUGUUAAAGAAGAUGGUCUGUACUUCUGGAGGAUUCCAGCAACUCGAAACCCUUAAGCUCUGGAAUUUGAAAGAAUUAAAAGAAUUGAUUGCGGAGGAAGGGGCAAUGCCUGAUCUGAAGGAUUUAGUAAUUGAUACUUGCCCUAAAAUGAAAAGGCUUUCCCAUGGAUUGCUGCAACGAAAAAAUUUGCAGAACCUAAGUUUGUAUGAUUUGUCUCCUGAGUUAAUGGAUGAGCUUUCUCGGAUAGAAGGAGAUCUGGAGAAGAUCUGCCUCGCCACCUCAAUACACGGGUGGAGGCGUACGGCAUCUUGA
Messenger RNA from Vitis vinifera (wine grape), 1836 nucleotides. Its product is annotated as putative disease resistance RPP13-like protein 3. Gene Ontology annotation, molecular function: ADP binding. Gene Ontology annotation, biological process: defense response to other organism. The transcript is spliced from 3 exons. The record is from RefSeq and is a predicted model, not a curated record. NCBI's taxonomy places the organism in Eukaryota, Viridiplantae, Streptophyta, Magnoliopsida, Vitales, Vitaceae. Bases 1 to 1836 code for a protein of 611 amino acids.